AAGCCCAGUGGCACAAAUAGCUACGUUAUUACAAGAAAUCGUUUUAACAGUAAAAAGUAAUAGUAACGAUGGCUAUUGGCCAGAAGGGACCCAAUUGACCACCUCCCAAAGUCAAGCUUUAGUUGACUUUGAAAAUAGCGGUGCAGUUGAAAUUGGA
Racocetra persica is the source of this 157-nucleotide messenger RNA. Lineage: Eukaryota; Fungi; Glomeromycota; Glomeromycetes; Diversisporales; Gigasporaceae. The record is from the annotation of a GenBank genome assembly.